This is a messenger RNA of Thyridium curvatum, 1836 nucleotides long. RefSeq lists its product as uncharacterized. The record is from RefSeq and is a predicted model, not a curated record. The transcript is spliced from 4 exons. Gene Ontology annotation, molecular function: flavin adenine dinucleotide binding; oxidoreductase activity, acting on CH-OH group of donors. NCBI's taxonomy places the organism in Eukaryota, Fungi, Ascomycota, Sordariomycetes, Thyridiales, Thyridiaceae. The coding region runs from base 1 to 1836 and encodes 611 amino acids.
AUGGGGAUCUUCACCGCGCUCCCGAACGACCUGAAGGAAGUUGAUGUUAUCAUUGCUGGAGGAGGCACGGCGGGAUGCGUCGUUGCUGGAAGGUUGGCGGAGGCCGACCCCAAGCUCGCCAUCCUGGUCAUCGAAGCCGGACCCGACAACUACAAUAGAACCGAUGUCGUUAACCCCUUGCUCUGGCUCUCGCAUAUCACUCACCCUGAGCGGAACACUCACCAUUACUACCCGGCAAGCAAAUCGGUGCAUCUCGGCGACCGCAUCCCCGUGGUAAGCACUGGGGGGCUUCUCGGCGGCGGGUCUUCCAUCAAUGCUUGCAUGUACACAAGAGCCCAGCGGUCUGAUUUCGACGCCUGGAAUACGCCAGGCUGGACUGCUGAUGAGUUGCUCCCGUUUCUGCGCAAGCUCGAGACAUAUCACGGCCCUACCGACGCACCGGCUACCCACGGCACUAGCGGCCCUGUUCAGGUCUCGUCGGGCACCUUUGUCAACAGUGCCGUCGAGGAGGAUUUUGUCGCUGCGGCAUCGGCAACCGGAUAUCCCGAGAUUGUCGACCUGCAGAACCUCAGCUCCAAUAACGGCUUCCAGCGGCGGUGGCAGCGGUGGAUCAACCAGUCUGGCAAACGCCAGGACGCGGCACAUGUAUACCUCCAUCCGCGUCUCCAGGACGGCAAGCAUCCGAAUUUGCACGUCCUCGUCCAGACCCGUGUGGUACGCGUGCUGUUCUCCGAGUCUGGGGAGGGGAAGAAGGCGAGUGGCGUGGAGGUGGUGCCGGACGCGACCUGGCAGGCGGACCAGACCGAUCGCGCUCCCAAGACUGUCACAGCCCGCAGGCUGGUCAUCCUCUCAGCGGGCUCUUUCGGAAGCCCGACGAUUCUCGAAAGGUCUGGCAUCGGCUCCCGCGAAGUGCUACAGCGUGCAGGCGUCGAGGUCGUAGCGGAGGUUCCAGGCGUCGGGGAGGGCAUGCAGGACCACGCCGCGGUAUUGACGCACUACAAGACCAACUUGGCCCCGGGCCAGACCUGCGAUGAGAUCUACAGCAAUCGAGUCUCUGUCGCAAGUGCGCUGGAGAGUGGCGAUAAGAGGCUUGGAUGGAACCUUGUCGACUUUUCCGGCAAGAUCCGGCCUACUGACGAGGAAGUGACUGCUCUCGGAGCAGACUACAAGGCAGCAUGGGACCGCGACUUCAAGGAUAAGCCCGAUCGGCCGCUCGCUCUCGCCAUCUUUGUCUCCGGCUUCUUCGGCGAUGUGACUGUCCAUCCGGUGGGACAAUAUGCCGGCGUCGUUCUCAGCCUAAUGUACCCCAACUCCAGAGGACACGUGCACAUCACCGGACCUAACGUCGAGGACCCGUUGGAUCAUCAAGUGCCUUUUCUCGGUGACACCGGAGACAUCGACCUCAAGUCGCACAUCUGGGGCUACAAGAAGACGCGUGAGAUCAUGCGCCGGACAAACAUGUAUGCCGGGGAGGUGCCUCUGUGCCACCCAGUGUUUCCAGAGGGAUCACGGGCUGGCCUCGCUGACGCCCCAAUCCAUGGCUCUGUCAAGGACGUGGAGUAUACUGCGGAGGACGACGUGGCCAUCGAGUCCUUCAUCCGGGACAGGGUUGCCACACUGUGGCACUCGCUCGGCACGGCAAGGAUGGCGCCGCGAGAGAAGAUGGGUGUCGUCGACGGGUCGCUGGAUGUCUACGGUGUGACGGGGCUCAAAGUCAUGGAUCUGAGCAUCGUUCCGAGCAAUGUCGGCGGAAACACAAACAGCACGGCUCUCUUGAUAGGCGAGAAGGGGGCAUCACUGGCUGCUGAGUAUCUAGGCUUGGGGUCAUUCAAGUGA